AUGUCUCGUCAAUUCUUCGUCGGUGGUAACUUCAAGAUGAACGGUACCAAGGAGUCCGUUAAGAACAUCGUUUCUGGCUUGAACUCUGCUGACUUGCCUAGCAACGUCCAGGUUGUCAUUGCCCCACCAGCUACUUACAUCGCUGUUGCCGUUGCUGAGAACAAGCAGAAGACCGUUGCUGUCUCUGGUCAGAACGUCUUCAACAAGUCUUCUGGUGCUUACACUGGUGAGAUUUCCCCAGAUCAAUUGAAGGACUUGGGUGCCACCUGGACCUUGACUGGUCACUCUGAGAGAAGAACCAUCAUCAAGGAGAGCGAUGAGUUCAUUGCUGAGAAGACCAAGUUCGCUUUGGAGCAGGGUCUUUCUGUUAUCUUGUGCAUUGGUGAGACCUUGGAGGAGAGAAAGGCUGGUGUCACUUUGGAGGUCUGUGCCAGACAAUUGGACGCUGUCUCCAAGAUUGUGUCUGACUGGUCUAACAUUGUUGUCGCUUACGAGCCAGUCUGGGCCAUUGGUACCGGUUUGGCUGCCACCCCAGACGAUGCUCAGCAGACCCACAAGGACAUCAGAGCUCACUUGGCCAAGACCAUUGGUGAGGACGCUGCUAAGAAGAUCAGAAUCUUGUACGGUGGUUCUGUGAACGGUAAGAACGCUCCAGAGUUCAGAGACAAGGCCGACGUUGACGGUUUCUUGGUUGGCGGUGCCUCCUUGAAGCCAGAGUUCGUCGACAUCAUCAAGUCCAGAAUGUAA
This is a messenger RNA of Candidozyma haemuli, 747 nucleotides long. It is a transcript of the gene TPI1, whose product is annotated as triose-phosphate isomerase. The transcript has a single exon. NCBI's taxonomy places the organism in Eukaryota, Fungi, Ascomycota, Pichiomycetes, Serinales, Metschnikowiaceae. Gene Ontology annotation, molecular function: triose-phosphate isomerase activity. Gene Ontology annotation, cellular component: cytosol. The record is from RefSeq and is a predicted model, not a curated record. Bases 1 to 747 code for a protein of 248 amino acids. Gene Ontology annotation, biological process: glycolytic process; gluconeogenesis; glyceraldehyde-3-phosphate biosynthetic process.